Molecule: messenger RNA, 6650 nt
Organism: Aquila chrysaetos chrysaetos
Lineage: Eukaryota; Metazoa; Chordata; Aves; Accipitriformes; Accipitridae
Gene: AP1S3
Product: adaptor related protein complex 1 subunit sigma 3
Exons: 5
Coding region: 5689-6204 (171 amino acids)
Biological process (GO): intracellular protein transport; vesicle-mediated transport
Cellular component (GO): membrane coat; intracellular membrane-bounded organelle; AP-1 adaptor complex
Molecular function (GO): clathrin-cargo adaptor activity
Source: RefSeq, a predicted model, not a curated record
AGUGGAGACAUGAAACUCACAACUCAGCAGCAGCUGGGGUCAGGAGAUGGGGAUGGGGAAGGGGCAGUACCUCAGGCAUUUCCUUUCCUCCGAGUCUCAUGACAAGACACAGAUGAAUAGCAGAAUUAAUUUUUGGUCCACUUUUUCAUUCCACUGGCUAAAUUUUGGGCCAGCAUAAAACAUGUCGUGAGAUCCUGUGCUCUGGCCCUUCCUUCCGUAAACAAUGGUUGCUUUUUUUAUGUUUAGGUUAUUAAAUCCAUGUCGUUUUUUUACCUUAAUGAAAAAAUGCCAUUUUAAAAGGGAAAAUUGAGAAUGUCUCUAUUGAAAAUGCCUAAAUGAAGUGCUGCAAUGUUGCCAAAAAAUUACUCCUGUGCUCUUUCAGAGUCAUUCACAAAUGUGAUCAGGUGUAUCUUUGGUCCUUCCAGAGCUCAGGUUUUCUGUGAGCGUCUGUUGGAAGCUGGAGGAGUGGGUGUGAGGCUGCUGCAGACCUGCAGUGUUCCUGCUCCAGCAGGCACAGGUGUCCCCGGGCUGAAGCACUAUCUGUCAGCUGGCUGAGGAGCUGGGGAAACUCAUCACCUUCUGGUGUGCCCACCCUGUCCCAGAGCAAAGCAUUUUAACUUUGCUCCUCGAAAGGUCAGAGGCAAUGGAAGGGCACUGCAGAGCCUUCACGUAGCAGGGCUUUGCAAAUAACUGAUAAGACAAACUGGAAAUGAGAAUAAAAGAGGCUGCACCUUUUGCCAGAGUCCUUUGGGCUAGAUUUUAGCUCUGUUUCUUCACCAGGUGUUCAAGGAACAGACUGGGAAAAUGGCUUAUUGUGCCUGUAAAGUACACUGGGGUUAUAGUGAAUUAGGGGUAGCUCUCUGCAGCUUGUUCAGCCUCUCCCCUGGUCUCCACCUCCUUAGAGUAGCCUAAUGAAGAUUUCCCACUGCCUCCCAAAAAUGUAUAAACAAAUAACGCCUCUGAGAGCCCAGCCCAGGAGGCAGAAGGGAAGUGAUUACCUAGUCAAUAAUUGUUCUGAAUGUCUUCAAAUUGUGCUGCUUUCUGUAGGGUCAGUCAGCUAGCAUCCCUGCAACUGUCUGUCCCUGGAGCCGAGGCUGAAGGUGUGAGUGCUGUCUCUCUGGUUCACACGGCUGUAGUGCGGUCACUGGCCUGACGUCAAAUUGCAGAGUUUGAGACAGGUUUUAUGCAAACUCCCUGCCUGGAUCUGUCCUUGCUUAUUGCCUAGAAACGAGUAAUUCCACUUGCAGGAAUAAAAAAGCACUGAUUUAAGAAAACUGAGAAUAAUUAUCCUCUGUAAAAACUGGAUGUCAUUGCUUGCAUCGACAUCUUAGGAGCUAUCUUGGAAAGCUGUGCUAUCUCUCCUCUCCGGAGAGGUGCCCGAAACCUGGCUUUGCUGUUCGUGGGACGCCCAGCAGCCUGUGAGGAGGAGGAGGCACAAGCAUGCCUGUACUGUAGGGAGGGCGUUGUUGAAGGAAUGUUACCAGUUUAUGAGAAAUGAGCCAAGGUCGGGAGGACUAGACCUGCUAGAGGCAGCUAUAAGCAGGAGCAGAGCCGGAGGGAGCUUGUGGGGCACUUAUGGCUUCCUUGAGCUUUGUUUUCUGAUCCUUUUGUAGGGAUCAGAAGUGAGGAGCUUCAGGAUGUUUUUGGUUCAGAACUUGAGCUCAGCUAUACUGUUUUGAUUACAGUUUUAUUUAACUCAAGGGAGGCUAUCAAGAAGGUGGUUGGCUGGAUCAAUAGUAUAUGGUGUAAAUAUCCUUUAAAUGCUAGUAUGCUGGUCAAUUUAAAAUCUUCAGUAAUAAGAUAAGGGUGACUUCUGCAUCGUGAAAAGCAUAAGAUCAAUAUGUAACUAUAGUCACAUGUGCCAGUAAUCAUCUGGCACAGCUUUUAUUGCAUGGACUUUGGAUGUAUUGUUUAGGGGAAAUUGUUCAGAAAUGUUUCUAAUGGAGAUUAAGCGAGAAAGAAUUCUGUGCCAGUUAGGCAGCAACACACUGCUUUGGUAUUUUGGGGUUGCUCUUUUUUCACUUAUUUUCUUUUUUCUUAUUUGCUUACAUCAUACAGACUAAAUAUGUGUUUUAAAUUUUAAAGCUGAGAUUCUACAGAAUUUAACAAGUGUAUCUGUCGGCUUCUGUGCUGCUGUGAAUGAAAGUUUUAGUAACAGAGUAAACAUGUAAGGGUAUUAAUAUUUUUAAUAAAGUAGCCUGGUUUGGAUUUUACAUAAUUGCUUUAAAAGUCCCUAAAACCCCAGACUGUAUGUAUUAAAGGUCAGUAGCCAGAUGGGGACUUUGUACAGCAGUAGAAUACCAAAAUACCUGUACUUCAGUGUGUUGUUAUUCUGUCUCUUCCUGAUGUGGCUAGAUUGUUAAUACAUUAGGUCAAUAGAUGUCUGUUCAGUACUUCUUUCUCAUUUCAACCUAAAUGCCUGGCAUUCCAAACCAUCUGUGUGUUCACAGUAUAGCUAUUCUUUUUUUCUGGAAAAAUUUCAGUAUUUUCUUCCCUCCCUCCAAAAAUAACACUAAACAAAGCAAAAACUAAAAGCAAUUUUUUAUUCUUCAAAUGUUUGGGAGGAAAAAAAAAUGAGCUAAUGGCUGGCAUAAUUUGGAUGUUCAUACUUUUUAAAAGAAACAAUGUAAGGAAAGUAGGUUUUGUUCAUUUUCAGGCGUGAUGUAAAAAUAAAUACUAAUAAAAAAAAUUCUGGACAGCUGCCUAUGUUGGGAAAUACAUUCUUUCAUAUCGGAGGAAAGAAUGACAACUAGUGAAAGAUAAGCAGAAUAUGAACUCAACUACACUAAAACAGUGGCAGAAGAUCAAGCAGACUUCAAGGGAGUCAGAAUAAGUUCAAAGAGGACUUUAUGAUAAAAAGUCGCUUCCGCUCUGGCAGGUACAGCCAGUCAGUCUGGUUUUCCGCAGGCUUCUGUCAGCAGCUGUUGUCAUGUCAGCAGCUGAAGGUGUGGCUUUUUUCAUCCCACUUCCCUUUUUACGUGGUCUAUGAGUUUUUCUUUAUUAGCAUGUCAUAUAUUGCCUGUUGCCCUACUGGCAGCAGCAGGCUCAAACGGAAAGUUUUUAAGGAAAACUUAGAGUUUCCGAGUUCUGUCAAGCUGUCUGGUUUAGGAUAGUAAUUCCUGAUUUGCAAAUUUUAGUUAACUUGUGAAUUUCAGGAAUCUUUCUGUUUUACAAAGGUGACUUUGAUUUGGGAGGGCUCUUAACUGAAUUCGGAAAGGUUAUAGCUGAAGCAGAGUGCAAACCCAGUGCUGCUGGACUGGCAGAGCUGCCUCGCCAAGGAAAUCCUUGCCCCAACCAAGCACCCAGCAAAGAGAAGGAUGCUUGCUUUUUGCAGUCUUCCAGCCACCAACUGCUAUUCUGCCUUCCAUUCCCUUAGGCUCCUUGGAGUCCUCCCAUUUCCCUGUCCUCCUCUCCCAUCAAGGGACCUGGAGCAGCCAGAUGCCAGAAAACAGGUUUGAAACCAGUCAGCAAAUGUUAUGCAAGUUGAAUUACGGGAGGAGGAGAAGCUUUUCUAGUGCACGUUCUUUCUCAGUGGUGGGGAGAAUUAAAGCCUUGCUGCAUUGACCCCUGGAGUUCACCUCACCGGAAGAAAUGUGACAUCUUUUACAUGUUUAUGUCAUUGGACAGUAAACUGCAGAAAUGACCCUGGGAGUCCGGAAAGCCGCUUUGUCUUCCCAUGUAGUCAUCUUUUGAUAUCCCUACAGGUGGUUUGUUCUGUGUCUAAUAGAAUAUAGUCUGGAGUCCUUUAGACAGUUGUACUAAACAUUGCAGUACAGAUUAGGUUAAGUUUUAAAACCUCUGUAAAAGCAACAAGUGAUGUGAGUUUGAAACCAGUGAGCCAACUGUAAAGCGUUUCAUCAGUCUGGAGUGUCAAAUGGCCACAUACUGGAGAAAGCUGCACCAAAGGGGACCUCCAGGGAACAGUCCAGGAGACAAGCUUGGGUGAGCUGCUUGUCAGAUCAUGACAGCCCAUUAGCAAAAGGAGGGAAAGGUCUCCCAAGGAAGGUGGAAAAAAAUCACAGUGUGUGUUAGUUUUACAUAUUUUUCUUACGUUUACUGUUUGUGUACAUGUAAACCUUCUGUGUUUUGCAUUUUCAAUGUCUGUUCUAUUUCCUGUUAAAUUAUUUCGUGUCAAAGUCUACCAUUUGAUUUUUUGUAGCCCUGAAACUAAGGGUGUUGUUUGUUAUCCUGGUACAGUUUUGUAGAUCUCCAUAAAAGAGAAGGCCCCCUAACUUUCCAACCUGUUAUGUAACUUACAGCUGCAAUUGAUUCAGAGAUGCAUGAGAAGGGGAUAGAGUUCAGGCUUAGAAAUCUGGUUUAAAUGCUUGAUUUAAAAAAGAAAAACCAAACCCACGUUUUUCCAACUAGAAAAUAAUGGCCUACAAAUAUAAAAUGCAGUCAUUUAGGCUGCUUACUGAUGUUUAUGGAGAUCAUUUUGCACAGUGCUGUAGGUGGUUGGGUCUGAUUCAGUAAAACAGGCUAAUAAAAUUACACUCAGCUCCCAGACCAAAGCUUGUCUCCUACAGACUCCGCAUGUGAAGGCAGCCGAUGCUCCCAUAGGAACUGCAUGCCUCAUCCCGACCCACUCAGGCUUGGACCUAAAAAUUCUCUCUGGUGUCGCCCCUGGGUCUGGUGAUGGUUAGUCACAGCCAGCACACUCUAGAACAGUCAGAAAGGAAACCAAGCACCCUGCUUUAAAGGUAUUUUGCUUGAAGCAAGUAAUUUGCCUUUGUUUUCCUCUGGAAUUAGCACUUUUAAAGCUGAGUAAAACAUUGCAGGAUAAUCUACCUCUAUUUGUAGUUUGGCUGCUGAAAACCAACCAAAAAUUCCUUAAUCAACAUCCAUCUUAUCAUUAGCGCUAUAGGAAAGCAAAUAUGUUUUCACAGUCAAGGAGCAAGGAACAGAUGAGCCGUUAGAUUUGUGUUUGUUCAGUACGUCAACAUUUCCAGGUUUAUUGAUGCAUCAAAAUCUUCCCAGUGAGCUGUAAUGAACAGAGGUAUGAGAGUGAGGAAUGUGUUGUAUCGUGUCAGUGUGGCUGGGCAGAGCAAAGCUGAACUGAACGAAACAACACCUAUAGCAAUUGGAUACUUAUGCUUACAGGAAUUAAGCCAUUUUUAACCUCUUGAGAAUGUAAUAUUAUUUACCUCCUAAAGACUUGCCCAGAUUGAAUGGAUUUUAGAAAUUAGAAAAAGGAAGAAGAGUCAAAAGAGGAGAACCCCCCCAAUAUUUUCUAAGUAUCUGCAACUUUCUAAUAUGUUGUUUUGUUACAGGAGCUCUCAGCUGCCCAGGAAUAUGUACCUAGGCUUAAGGGUACGCUAUUUUGCCACAGGCUGUAAAAUUAGAAAUGGACUACAGCAGAGGCUCUUAUCUAUUUUCUAGCUGUAUAUACUUCUAUAAUAGUAAAAUUGCCUUAUAAGGUAUGCAGUUAUAUUCUGCAUAUGAAACAGUGUGGGAUGGGAGACCCAAAAGAUAGAAUUUUUGAAGGUUGUGUAUGAAUCUUGAUGUGUUUAAGAGCGUUAAUGGGUAUUUUCUGAUUGCAAAGAUUGUUGCCUCUGCUCAUGAAAGCGGUGGUGAAACAUCAAUUGCAUCUUUAUAAGAAACAGUGGAGUUUUCAAAGCAAUUUUAAAUGGAGAGCAGCUCACUUUCCUGUGGGUGAAAUGUAACAUCCUGAAGUAAACUGGUCAGAAAAUGGUGGUAAUAUUCACAGUAAUUCCCUGGCUUGUGGUAUUUAAACUUUUAGAGAUACACUUUAUACUGCUCUUCAGUCGGCAGGGGAAAUUAAGGCUUCAGAAAUGGUAUACGACGCUACCUGAUAAAGAGAAGAAAAAGAUCGUUCGAGAAAUUGUUCAGAUUAUUUUGUCUCGCAAUCAAAAAACAAGUAGUUUUGUUGACUGGAAAGAUCUCAAGCUUGUUUACAAAAGGUAUGCCAGUUUGUAUUUUUGUUGUGCAAUAGAAGACCAGGAUAACGAGCUCCUGACGCUAGAGGUCGUUCAUCGAUAUGUAGAGCUUCUGGACAGAUACUUCGGAAAUGUGUGCGAGCUGGAUAUUAUCUUUAAUUUUGAAAAAGCUUAUUUUAUUCUUGAUGAGUUUAUAAUUGGUGGAGAAGUACAAGAAACUUCAAAGAGGUCUGCAGUGAAAGCCAUAGAAGACUCUGACAUGUUGCAGGAGACAGUGGAAGAGUACAUGAACAAGCCUGCAUUUUAAUGUUAAAACUACCUGGAGAACUGCUGUAAGCACCUGUAAAAUGCACUUCCUGAAAUUGCUUCCCCACGUGCCAGAUCCUCAGAGAAGUACCAAAAACCAGUAACUAAAGGGAUUUGUUUGUAUAAUGGUGAAGAUGAAGGUCAGCUAAUGUAGCCCAGGGUUUAACAAUUCUGUACUUGCAUUACUCUGCAUAUGAAUUUCUCAGAGUUGUUAUUACCCUUGAUCUAGUUUCUCUUCUCCUUGCUGGACUAAACACUUGUUUUGUACCGUAUCUUUUAGCUACGGGUUUUGUCAUCAUAAAAUGUUACUCUGACAGUACUUUGUAGAUGUAUUUUUACUAAUUUUGGUCCACUGCUGACCGUAUGACUCUACUUUUGUACAAAUGUCCAUUAUUUUGAAUGUAACUAUUAUUCUGCUCUAAUAAUAAUGUUUUUCUAAAAGCCAAA